This is a messenger RNA of Paramisgurnus dabryanus, 10106 nucleotides long. Its product is annotated as immunoglobulin superfamily DCC subclass member 3. The record is from RefSeq and is a predicted model, not a curated record. Lineage: Eukaryota; Metazoa; Chordata; Actinopteri; Cypriniformes; Cobitidae. Gene Ontology annotation, molecular function: protein binding. Gene Ontology annotation, biological process: cell-cell adhesion.
ACAUUAUCAUGAUGGUAAAUUAAAGAUGCAUUGCCUAACUUUUAGAAAGAUCUCUUGACACAAAUGCAAUAUAAUAUAUACAUAACUAAAUUAUCAGUGGUGUAUAAAAAUCUUACAAAAUGAACUGUAUUGUUUUUAUUACACUGAAAAAAAAUCUCUGGUUGCACAUGAUUGAAUUAAGUUUUCUUAAAAUAAUUUUUCUUAAAAAUAUUGUUGGAUCUACGUAAUUUAAUUAUGUACAACAGUUGAAGUAAUUAAAUAAUAUCUUAAAGUGGAAUUUAUUUUAAUUAAUGUUAAUUUUUAUUUGAAGAAAACCAAAUUUAAUCAUAUGCAACCGAUGUCCAGAAGUUUUUUUCCAGUGUACCUAAGAAUGAACCGUUUUUAUCUGCAUACACCGCGGCCCCCCUUACAUGGAAGUCAACUAAGCUAGCCCUAAAACUGUCCUGUGGCGACUGUGAGCAAUGGGCUGAGUGGCUGUUUGCAAUUCACAGUCUUACCACUAGCUAAAAAUCACACACUGGUCCUUUAAGACUUGUCCUUUAAAGGGGACAUAUCACGAAAAUCUGACUUUUUCCAUGUUUAAGUGCUAUAAUUGGGUCCCCAGUGCUUCUAUCAACCUAGAAAAUGUAAAAAAGAUCCACCCAGUAACUUAGUUUUGGUAAACCAUUCUCUGCAAGCAUGUGAAAGAAUAGGUCAUUCAAAUUUGGCUCCCUUUGUGAUGUCAGAAGGGGAUAAUACCAUCUUUUAAUCUGCACUAUCCAACCACAGCACUGCCAUUUAGUGCAGAGAUCAGCUUAUCUGCAUUUAAAUGACACACCCAAAAACGCCACAUUUUUGUUCACACCUACAAAAUGCCAGUUUUAACCUUAUAAUAAAUCAUCUAUAUAUGAUAUUUUGAGCUAAAACUUCACGUAUGUACUCUGGGGACCCCAAAGACUUAUUUGACAUCUUAAAAUUGUCCCGCUGUAAAAUGUCCCCUUAAAAUAAACUGAGGUUUAAGAACGAAUUAAGGAUCAGCUUCAUUUACUGAAAUGUUGCUCAUCUGUCAACAGUUAAUAUCUAUUAGUUUGUAUGCAAAAGAUUCAACUUAAACUAUGCUUAAAAUGUUAACUUUGUUUUCACUUACAAAACAAUGAGAUGGAUACCAUUAGAAACCCAUAUCUACUUGUGAAGACAAUAAAGCACUCAACAUAAGAUUGAACACCAGCAAUGCAAAUAUUGUAGAAUAGAGUAAUAGGUAGAAUUAAAUUGAUAGUUUUUAUCAAUUUAGUUUAUUGUUUAUAUUAUUUUACAUGUUCAAGUAUAAUUACGAUAAGAAAAUAAAUAAUGAAACACAGAUGUAUUUACUCACACCUACAGGCUGCUUUAAAAGAAACUCAGAUUCUAUAACAUUGUAUUUUUGUUUUGUCAUUUUUUUGUGUGUGUGUGACUUUUCAUGUCCAAAUGUCUGAAUUUCUGACUUAGCUUUUUGUUGCAGUUUUAUUCAGAACAAAUAUUUUGAUAUAAAGUGUUAUGCUUUUGCUUUGUCCCUCUCUGGUAGAGGGAAUGUUGUUAUUUUCAGUAUUUGUCCUCAGUAUAACAUCAAGAAUAUUGUGAUUUUAAUCAAACAUUUUAAUGACUUAAAGAAUUAAUAAGAUAGAGCAAAAUGUUACAUAAACACUUUGUAAAUCUCAGAAGUAUUGCAAUAAAAAUGUUGACUAACAAAUACAAGACUGAUGUAUCAAUUGGCAUCAUCCUCAAAUUAUUGUUCAAAAAGAUUUCAUGUUUUUGUACAUUAAAAAGCACCUUUUUCAUUGCUAAAACAAUGUUAUUUUGUUUAUUUGGUAUAUUGCAAUGUGUUCACGUGCUUUAUGGUUAAAAACACAUUAUUUUCCAAAUACCGUACAUUUUUGUAGCUCCAGAUUUCACUCUCUUCUUGAAACGCACAGAUUUAAAAAGCUCUGUGUACGUUGUGAUUGGUCACAAACAAUGCAAUGCUAACAGGAGUAAACUUACAACUGUGAGUCCGAAAAUCAUUUAGUUUUACAUAAGCUUAUUUAAAUCUAAUAAAUGGUCAGUUGAUAUGUCAAUGAGAUACAGAGGUUUUUCUUUCACUUUCCGAAUGUUCAGCUUUAUAUAAAAAAUAUGGAUUUGUGUUUGCACAUUUUUGUAAACUGUUGAAUUCCCCUCUUUAGUAUCUUCAUGCAAUCUUUUACCAACAUAUCUACAAAUAAUUAGCAAGACUGAGUACUGUUACCCUGAACCUGGUGGCAGUUACAUACCACUAAACAAGGACAGGACUUUCUUAAACGUUAUGCAUAUUGUAAAGUACUGUUGACCAGACUCAAUCACAACCAGUUUGUGACUUUGAUACCUCUCACCCUAUGACUCUCUCCCCAGUGCCUAAUAGAGUUACCAGCAUAUAACAGGCAUGCAGAGAGGAGUGAAUGAGACACUGAGUGUUGGGGUGGAUUAUCCCAGUGCCCGUGUCCAUGGUUAACUGGGCAGCCAUAGACUUCCUAAUGGGAUGAGGGUAGAGCGGAACAGUAGGUGAGGCCCAUCUGAUUCCUCUCAGUUUCAGUUGAUCUCUUCCUCCUGCCCUGAGGCUAGACAGUGUUCCCAUAUAAAAUCCUAUAAUAUUACAGUAUAGUACAGUGCAUAACAGGAACUUUUCCACAGUUUAUUAAAUUAUAUUUAAGAAUGAUCAAGUCACACAUAUAUAUUUUAAAAAGCUUAAUUGAGCAUGACCUCAUUCUUUUAACCUUGUUAAGUGCUGUAAAUAAUUUGGGAUCUUUCAAAUGCACAGUGCAAAUUUCCAUUCUGGUAAAUUAGUCCACGAUUGAGUUCAUACAAGAGCUGAGUGUGCUACGUAAUUGAAUGGACAUUGUUUUCAGCGUGUGGCUGAACAGCUUUAUAACAGUCUAUUAUGUACGAUCAACCCUUGACCUGUUUGCUCUGUUUUGACACUGCCUGUUUAAAUAUUUCACUAACUGCACUUCCUUUCAAUUAGUAUAAUGUGAGGGGGUCCUGGGCAGCCUUCUCACUUCAUUAAGCAUGCAGAUCUAUUCAUAUACUGCUUCAUAUGCAAAUCACUGCUAAUUGAAUCAGUUCGCUGCAUGUUUUCUUGGGUUAAGGAGUUCUUUGGAUUUGACCACACAGGGUGAGAGUUAUUUUUCCGAACUUCUAAACAUUUUCCCAACCCAGGAAGUAAAGUAACUAAACAACAAAGAUUAUUUAGUAGGAAGAGCUAUUUUUUUCUGUGCAAUUGAAAAAAAAAUGCUGGGUUAUUUUCAAACAAGCGUUUGGUCGAAAGGGUAAAGAACCCAACAUGUUGAGUUGUAAUUUUUGUGUGUGCAAAUAAACACAAAUACUGGAAUUUCCAUGUCUAUACAAUCUAAAAAUGUCUGGGUUGUUUUUGACCAAUAUGGGUAAAUAUUGGACAGAACACACUGCAAGGUUAAAAUUGACCCAAUCAUGGGUUUAAACCCAGCUGCUGGGUUAUUAUACCCCAUGAUUGCAUAACAACAACCUUAUAUUGGUCUUUUUUUAACCCAGCAUGUAUUCUGUCCAAUAUUUACCCAUUAUUGGUCCAAAAUAACCUAGCCAUUUUUGAGUUUAACAACCAUAUGUAGCCUAUCUGUUGAUCAGCAGUUCUGUUAGGUUUAUGUUGUCUUUAAAUAAAUUAAUGUUUUGCAUAUUAAGAUACUAUAACUAAUUGUUUGCUAUAGGGGUCACACAUUGUUAAGAAGGGACAAACCCAGCUAUUUGGAUGAUUUACCCCGAAAAUGUUUAUAUUUGACUUAAUAAUGGGUUAAUAACAACCCAGCAUAGGUUAAAUUACAACCCAACGAGUUUGAUUGAGUAACACGAGUAAACGACGCUGAUGUUUAUGAUUGAACUCUCCUGUGGUGCUCCGAUAAAGUCAUAUUUUUUCUCAAAUAAAUAUCAGCGCACUUCCGUUUAACUAUUGGUUCAUUAGAGACCCACCUGUCUUUCACUGGCGAGAGCGCGCACGCGUCGGGAGCGAGCUCUUGUGGUGUCCGCGCGUGUAUGAAUAAUGAAUGAGCUCUGCGCUGUCCGCUGGUGCUGAAGCUGAACACCGGACAGUCACAUUCAUUCUCACUGUGAACGUGGACGUGACCAGCAGGGUCCAGCUGGAUUAAAAGCGUGGUUGUGUUAAAGAUGUUAUGAUAAGUUUAAAUUCGGGCAGGAAAAUAACAAGUUAUACGUUUACUUUUCCACUUUAUAUUCGUUUCAUAGACCAAAGAAGAAGCUGUUUGUAGUUUCUGACAGGAUUUACAGAAGAAAAUGAAGCCGCGGAUUGUACUGACCUUCCUGACGUUUAUCUGUUCUGUCUUAGGGAUGUGUAAUGGUUCUGAGCUGGCUUUCAUUACGGAACCCAGCGAUGUGAUCGCGGUACGGGACAGACCUCUUAUGCUGGACUGCAGUGUGGAAGGAGAGAGUCCCAUCACAAUCACGUGGCAUAGGAACGGAGCGCCACUGCGUACGGAGUUGGGCAGUCGGGCAAAGGUCCUCUCCAACGGCACGCUCCUGAUCCGCAGUUUUCAGAAGAGGCGAGAUGGAGACGCUACAGAUGCUGGAGAAUAUUACUGCGCUGCGCAGAAUCACUAUGGCAUGCUGGUCAGCCGCAAGGCCCGAGUGCAGCUUGCAUCUCUUCCAAAAUUCCACACUCAUCCAGAGUCCAUGUCAGUAGAUGAGAGAGGGGUCGCGCGUUUCCAGUGCCAGGUCAGCGGGAUACCUGAAGCCAACAUCACUUGGGAAAAAGAUCGUGCUGCACUUGGAACAUCUGAUGAAAGGUACACGCUUCUCCCGAUGGGAAUUCUGCAGAUUACAGGAGUGAAGAAAGCAGACGUUGGCUUUUAUCGCUGCGUAGCCACCAAUAUAGCCAACACACGCUAUAGCCACGAAGCGUACCUCAACGUAACCGGAGAGGGAUCUCGCAUCUACAAGGAACCGGUUAUUCUGUCCGGCCCUCAGAACCUCACCAUCACCGUCCAUCAGACGGCCAUCCUGGAAUGUAUUGCCACCGGAAACCCUCGACCCAUCGUGUCUUGGAGUCGACUUGAUGGCAGAUCGAUCGGAGUGGAGGGCAUACAGGUGCUUGGCACAGGUAACCUGAUGAUCUCAGAUGUCUCCCUUCAACAUUCCGGAGUCUAUGUGUGUGCUGCCAACCGGCCUGGUACCAGGAUGAGGCGUACUGCAUUGGGCAGGCUUGUAGUGCAAGCCCCUCCAGAGUUCAUCCAGUGGCCGCAGUCUGUGUCUAAGCCAGCAGGGGGCAGUGCUGUAUUCACUUGUGUUGCUCAGGGAGUCCCUGAACCUCACAUUAUUUGGCUUAAGAAUGGAAAGAUACUCACACCUGGAGAUAAUGUCAAACUCACUAACAAUAACAGCACCCUAGCAGUGACUCGCAUCACGUCCGAAGAUGAGGCGAUAUAUCAGUGCAUCGCUGAAAACACGGCCGGCACUAACCAGGCCAGCGCUCGCCUAGCUGUCUCCCCUGCCAAAGAUCUGCCAGAUCCCCCUCAGGGUCUAAAAGCUACAGCUCUGUCUAAAACAACCCUACAGCUCUCCUGGACUCAACCGCCCGCUGAAGUCACCGACUCCAUCAUUGGAUACGUGCUGCACAUCCGCAAAUAUGGUGAGCCUGAUAGUAAAGAGUUACAGGAAGCGGUGAUUAAAACUACAUUUCAGCAUGACCUCACAAAUCUUGAACCUGCCACCACUUACUCCAUCUACCUGAAGGCUUAUUCUCCUCUGGGAGCCAGUGAACAGUCCAGCAUUGUUGUGGCCACAACACUAGGGGGCGUUCCCAGUCCACCUACAUUCUUCACCAAAGCAAUAAAUACCACGGCAGUCCAGGUCUUGUGGGAGCUGCCAAAUAAGCCUGGCAAAACCGAGGGUUUCCGACUGACCUACCGCAGGGUCCCCAACGGAGUGAUGCAGGGGCCAGUUCAGUUGCCCUGCCAUGUCAACGCACACACCAUUUCUCAUCUUGACAACGGAGCUGUGUAUGAAGUCAAACUAGUGGCUUACAAUGGCAAUGGAGAGAGCGACUGUUCGAAGAAACUGGUUUCACUGGCUGAAGAUGGAGCUACUAGUUCCAAAACCAGUGCAGGGGAGGAGUCCCAAUGUGACUGCAGGGGCGUGGAGAGUUCCCUGAGCAGCAUUGUUAUAGGCAUUCACAUUGGCUUGGCUUGCAUCAUUUUCUGUGUCCUUUUCCUCAUGUUUGGAUAUCGCCGCAGUUUUCUUUGCAGUAAGGGGACACAGGACAGCUGGUCUGUCCCACAGGGUGGAGACGGACACCACACUCAAAGCAAUAACAUCCCUAAAGAGGCAGUAACACGGCCUGCUCAAGGGAUUGAAUUAGUGCCACAGGGUCAAAAUGCAGAUCGCCAGGCCCAAUGCCAGGUUCUUAUAGAGCAGCACUCAUCCAAUCUGCCAGGCACAGGCACUGGCUAACACUUUACCCUUCAUCCUAGAGAUCAAAAUCCCUGUGGUUCCUCUGCCUGGCCUGCCCACCAAAGUCCCCUUUAAUCCCAUUCAUAUCUGCCCUUUUAACAAAUCUGCUGCUAGUGUUUAGGGUGUUAUUGAUCCUGUCUCAUCUACUUUAGAAAGCCGGAGUCCCUUAAUAUUUGUACGCCAAAUGAUAGCCUUAGGAGGGACUGUAGACCAUUUUAGUUGAUUUAACUAUAAGACCUUUAUGUUUUAUUACCAAAGGACUUUCUGCUAAAACCAAAACUUUCCCUUUGCAUCGUGUCCUCUGGUAAUGAAAUGUAGCCAUACUAAUAAUCCAACCAUUUUAAUAAUCCAUCUACAGUUCUAUAAAAAACUCCAAAGCAAGAUUUAGUGAACUACAUGAACAAUGCUGACCCAAAACAUCUUUUCAGUUGAAAUGACUGAAGGGAACAGAGGUCUGUUCCCUUUAUUAGCCUUAGCUCGGAAAUGCCAAGAUAAAUGACGUGGCCUUGCUUGUGCGUUUCGCGUUUGGUUGCGCGAUUCCAAAUAAAUAGAUUGUUAUAUGUUUCACCGUGCAUGCCUAGAGGCAGGACAGCCCAGGGGAACCAUAAAGGUGACUGAUUCUUUCCACCUUCCUGUUUCCUAUCCCUUAAUACUCACCAAAAGCUGUGUACGUCCAAAGAUAGCUACCUCAGAAUGUUAUGCCGUGGCCAACAUAUCAGCUUUCUGCUGAUAAAGCACGCCUACCUCAGCCAAAAAGAUUUACAGAUACCUUCUGCUCGUCCCAGUGCCUGUGCCAGCUGCCUCCAGAACCUCCAUUCGGGUACCCGUCUGGUCGACUGCCAUGGAGAGUGUGACCAAGGCUUGGAUAAUUGCUGCCCAUCCUCUGGCCAAAAAAUAUUGCCUUAGCAGACAAAAGCUGCCGGGGAAACUCCUCCUCGGUUUUUCGAACUCCUUAAAAAUGUGUUAAUGCUGAGAUAUAUACUUUAAAAACACCUUCGAUGGGAUAGUAGCUUGGAUUCAUGAUGACUUGGCCAACUUCAAACCACUGAUGUUGCUAAACUCCAAAGAAUAAGAUGAAAAGCAGGAUUUCGUUCAAAGAUUGUGAUAUGGAAAGUAUGGACCUUCAAGAAUUUGUCUGUUACCAUGACAUAUAUGGCUAAUGAGAUGAGUUCAGGCCUUUCCAUGGAGAUACCACAAAAAACCAAAAGGAUACUCUUAGGAUACUCGUAAUUUGCUUUCACCAAGGAAUUCUUGAUGGCAUCAAGAGGAUGUUUAUCCAAAGUCAAACAAGUGCUUCUUUUCCAGCCAAACCAACUGGUCUUUUCUCCAGAUGCCAAAUCGGUUGCCAUGGGAACUUGAAGGAGCUGUGAGGUGAUGGUUGAUUUGAGAAGCCUCUGUGUUUCUCCUCGCCAAACAAAUGGGCAUGGCAGCAGAUUAUCCAAAAAUGCUUUAGAUAUGAAAACCAAGCUUUAUGAUAUCCAAAGAUGUAAAGAUGUUUAAGGUUUUCACUUCUUUAGAUAAACCUAAGCCGUUGUGUUGAUGUUUUGCAGUUCGUGUUUAAAGGGAAGUCGCAAUAGAAUCUAUUUUAUUCAUGGGAUCCAAAAUAAUGAGUUUUAAAUGUAUAAGCCGGUCAAUUGCCAAACUUUACCCAUCUUCCCUUUUUUGACAUCGAACUGACAUAUUUUUGUUGGCUUUUAACGUUUAAAUGAUAACCAAAAUGAAAAUGGGAUAUAUUUUCAAGGAGAUUUUAUAUGUUGAUACAAGAGAAGGAACAUUUUUGUCCUCUUUAUGAUAAUAGAGUUGAAUUUGCCAAAUAGUAGAAUAAUAAUAAUAAUAAUACCAAAUACCUCUUUCGUAUUUAAUAUUCAUUGUCUUUAUAUUUUGUAACACACUUCAUUACCAAAGCACAGAAACAUACAUGUGUACAUAUGGAUGAUUUCAUUUACAGUAUGUGUCAAUACAUAAAUGUGUGUGUGUGUUUCCCAGACAGCAAAUGACUCUGGGCCGGAUCCGCACUGGAGCUGCUGACUUCCAUGCGGAUCUGGCCCGGAAUCGUCUGCUGUUUGGGUGGUGAUUGGACAACAGUAAGUCAAACCUGGGGUCAUUUGAGGUCAAAGAUAUCAUGUCAAAAAGAGUCAAGGGAACUAAGUCGAUACAGUAAAAUUUGAACAGAACCAAAGAACUUGACUUUUUACUGAUAUGUAUCAAGAAACAUGUAAACAUGCUUUGUUUUAUUGUAUAGAGCUGGAAUCUGCUUUCCUAAAGAUGCCUAUACUUUACUUCAGGUUGAUCUUUUAACACAAUGAGUGUUAAAUGUUUACCCACAAUCACUGCUGUCAUGUUGAAUUUCAAAGAACUGAAAUAGAUUUUAGAUUUUUAGCUGGAUGGCGUGAUAUGUGUAUUGUGGUAAACCUUAGAUUGCUCGUAUUUUAAACACAAUGUUUGGUUCUUUUUGUAGGACUUUUCUUAUACUCUGUUUCACAAUGUUGUCAUGGUACCUACCUUGGUUUGGAAAGAUGGCAAAUAUUAUUGUUCCUUUUUUUGUAAUAUUAUUAAUAAUAUUUUAAUUAUUGUGUUUUUAUUUUUCCAUUUUGAUAAACAAUUUAUUUUUAUUUCUCUUUAGCAGACGAACGAGAAUAUGAAAGUAAUUGUUAGGAACGUUAAAAAAAACUGUGGGCCAAAUGCAGCGGGUAAUAUUUGAGAUUUACAAUGUUUUUAUAGCUGAAUUUCUGUAAAUCAUCCAUCUGAGUUCCAUCAUACGAUACAUCUGUUUGCAUUGUGACCCACUGAUUAGAAAAAAACAUAGUUGAGACUUAGAGUUUAAGGGCUAGAACCAAUGAAGAUAAACAAUGCUUUAACAUGUACUUGUCAUUUUUACCUGAGAAAAGCUUUAAACACUUUGAGACUGUGAUGUCUUCAACCAAAAAGACAGAGAAAGAGACUGUUUUCCAGAAAUUGGAAAAUUACAGAGCUGCCAUAAAUGAGGAAUACAGUAGAUUAAGUACUGUCUCUAUAAAACAAAUGUUGAUUCAACUUAAAAAAGUAAGUUAUGGUUGCCUUCAAAUGUUUUGUUAAUUCAACUUAAUUUUAAAUUAGAUUAAAAUUUUAAGGCAACAAGGUUACUUACUUUUCUAAAUCGAACAGUUUAGCAACACAACAUAUUUUUCAAUACAGUUUUCAGGUUUCCACAUUAUAAAAUAUCUGUGUCUGUGAAACUUGAUUUUCUGUGUAAGGCUAAAUGUACAGAAUUGAUCUUUCUGCACAAUAAGAUGCGUAGGCGAAGUUUGUAUGGGAUCAAACUGCUAUUCAAAGCACAUUUACUGCAGUCUAAUUGGCAUUCUGGAAUAUAGAUUAUGUCAUCAAAAAUGUCAAGAGAUCAGACCCAUGAGUGUUUGCAUUGCAUCCUUUAUUGUUUUACUAACUUGUACACCAGCUGAAUUCACAAGUACCUACUUGAGGCUUCUUGAUGAAUUCCUUGUUUAGGGUGAGAUCAUGUCUGUCAUCACGUCGCAACCAAUGGGGCUGUCUUUAACAAGAUUUUCUUGCUUACAUCUCUCUUGAUUAAGGUGACUUUUGUAAUAGCACAGUCUCUGAUCUCUGGUUCUCCUCAUUUGUUCAAAUUCCAGGACGCCUGAAACCAAAUAAAA